ACAUUUGAGGUUGAAGUUAAAAUGAGCUUUAGUUUGUUUAUUUCUAGUAAUUUUUUCUCACAAAAAUAGUGUAUAUUACGUGUGUCAACGAAAAAUAAACUUAUUCGAUGUUUUCUCAUAAUAUAUUGAGAUUGAGAGUAUUUGGAGUAGUCUUGUAAUAGCCUAGAUUAUGCAGGCUAGAGGCUAUGUGUGAGGUUAACUUGGAAUGUCAAGUACAACUUAUUUUACUAGCCUAUUUAAGACUUUAAUUUCUUCACUUAAUUUUAAUGUACGUUCAUUUUGACUGACAUGAGUUGGCUAAAGAAUUCUAACUUUGGAACUAGUAUAGGCAAACUCAAGGGUACUUCCCCUCCCAAAGAAUGUGACCCAUCUGCAAUCUAUGAAAGUUUUAAAAAACAUUGGCAACAGACAAAUGAUAUCAUAGAAAAGACGGAGCCCUUGAAGAACCCUCCAAAAACAGAUGAUAUUCUUGGUGUUGUGAAUCACUUGGAUCAUAUGGUCACUCUCUUGGUAAUCGAAAUGCGAUCAAGUUAUGAAACAAAUCCUUGCCUUGAAUUUCUACUGAGUGAAAAUUUAUUGGACAAAUUAUUCCAAUGGAGCACACAAACUGGAAGAUACGGAAAUGCUCUCAAGUUAGAACAGAUUAGGCUUUACGAAGCUCUCAUCAGCCACUCCCAAGUGCAGCUGUUGAUACACGAGUCGUUCCAUCGUCCGCUACAAGCCCUCCUUGCAUCCUGCGUCAGCCAGCUGUUCUCAGUAGAGAUAGAGAAGAGGCUGGUAGUACUGUUAAACCAGCUGUGUGUCUUACUGGUUCAGCACAACCAACUGUUAAGCUUAUUCUUUCACGAGCCCUCAGAAGGGCAGCCGUCAAGGUUCACCAUCUUCUCUCUCUUGAUUCACUUUGUUCACCGUGACGGAGCGCUCGGCCAGCAAGCCAGAGAUGCCCUACUGCUGUGCAUGGUGUUGUCCAAGACUAAUCCUCCUAUCGCAGAGUUCAUCGCUCAUCAAUCCACUGUUUGUCCGGUGCUGGCCACGGGGCUUAGUGGGCUCUACUCAGCACUGCCUCGCAAGCUUGCCAUCUCUACAGAAGACUGGUACCGCUUCACACCAGACGACGUCAACGAGAUACCCGAGUUAGUAGCAUUCAUGAACAACUUAGAAUUCUGUAAUGCCGUCGUGCAAGUAGCCGAUUCAUCAGUGCGCAAUCAGCUGCUUGAGUACAUCUAUCAAGGCUUUCUGGUCCCGGUGAUGGGGCCAGCCUUAUUGCAGGAGACGGCAGACGACGGUGGUGGUGGGUCGUUGUCUCUCUCCCCCCUACAGCUGUUGCUAACCUUCUACUCCCACUUGAGAGAAAAUAUUCGAGAGAGUACAGAAGAGGAACUCACAACAGCAACGGCGUACCUGGACCUCUUCCUCCGAAGUCUCUCUGCUCCUGGUUUGCUACAUUCUUUUGUCUGCUUCAUACUGCGGAAGACUUACGAUGGCCAGCGAAUCAUUGACAGUCUGGUUCAAAGGAUAAAAUCCACCUCUAGGCUGUGCCUUGUAACCCUGGCUCUGCUGGAGACACUGGUAGACCUCAACUGUGAAGAUGUCAUGUUGGAACUUGUGUUCAGACACCUGGUACCUUGCUCUCAUAUCAUGCUGUCUCAGAGGUCGAGGAUACGACAUGUUGAUUCCUACUGCACCAACGCGGACAAACUACUAUCUCUCACUCCAGAUGUUAACGGCUUACACAGGCCGGAGUUAUCUGAAGGCAGUCUCUACGGUGACUACCAAGCGUAUUUACAUGACGCAAGAAGCAAAAUACUCAGUUGUAGUGCAGCCACGAAUUGUUGGAUGUAUCCCUACGAUGGAGAGAACCCGCCCCAUACAGGUUUCCCAGUGAGACCUGUAGACCUGCCUGUUACCCUGGACGCGGAGGCCGACCACAGCCUCCCCUCUGCAGACGACGGUAGCUCUGGGUACGAGAGUUUCGCCCUCAAGGAGGGAGGACGAGGCAGUGAGAGUGGGGGAGAUUGUGACAGUCCGUGUGGAAGUGAUCAUGACUCUCCCUCCAAGUCUCAACCUUCUCCUACUCUGUACGACACUGGGAUCAACACUGUACGCACCAUAGGUCCGUUCCUAGAUGCAGUGUUACAGAAGUUAGAAGCAAUGCUUAGUCAGGAUCUGUACACCAACUUGAGACUCACUGGACUCAUAUCUCGACUUGCCGUUUACCCUCAACCUCUGCUGCAUUCUUUGCUGCUAGACCACUCAUUAGUCUUCCAACCUGGGAUACCUUAUCUCUUUCAGGUUUUGUGUUCGCUCAAGUCCAAGAUAGAAAGGUUGUUGGUGGGGGUGAGGACAGUGGAGGGGAUGGUAAAAGAGGCGCAACAGUAUCUACUUGAGAGGGAGGACAGACUGGUCAACGCACGCAAGCACGCUCUAGAGGCUCCCGCUAGUCUACCCCCUACCACCUUCAGCCCUGCCGACCCCUUCGACAGAGGUGACAGCAAACGACGCAGCCUCACAAUGGCCCUCAGCUCUGUGUUCAGGAGAAACGGAACACCACCUGUCAAAGACCCCAGGUUCUCAACAUUUCAAAACUACAGGUAUCUUCAGCAGGCUGACAGUGGGGUCAGAGACACAGUCAUGUGUGCUGUCGUACUGGACGAGUGGUUAAAGGAGCUGGCAGCCAUAUCACAGGAACACACGAUCAUUAAACUUUCUUCAUAAUAUCUGGUGUUUCGCCGUUUUUAUAAGGACGGGUCUCUCCAAAAGAACAAUGUUGCACAACCAGUAAUAUAAGAGAAGACAACUAACGUUAUUUUAGGGGUUUUAUUCGAUUAUUCAUUAGAUAAUUUAUUUUUGUGUGACAUAACAACUAAUCUUACUUGCCAAAGUACUUGGAUUAUGUUUUCUAUAACUACUUACCUAGGAAAUAUUAUUGUACUUUAAACAUAAACAUAAGUGCUUGGACAAAACAUGAUUAUUUUUUUAUUCUAAUCUUCAACUUUGACAAAUUUUGUGCAUAAAAUAUUUAUCUUAUCCAAUUUUAUUUACUUGAACUUGUCCGUCCUGCUUUGCCAAGCACAAAUGUUUCAAUCGGUGUAAAAAUGUCAAUUUUGUUUCAAAAAUGUGAUUUUAACUUAGCUUUAAUAAUAACAUUGCAUGUUGCCACAAUUUGUAGAUUGUAUAUUUUGUUACUAGAUUUUAUUGUAUAGGAUUAUUACUUACGGUUGGACUAUGUUGUAGUAUAUGUUAAAGUUUUACUUACGUGUUAUGUAGUUGUUAUAUUCUUCGUACGUGUUAUAUCCAUGACUUAAUACAUGAUUUGCUUUAGUAUUUAUUUUAAAUCUUUUUGGUGACAAAUAUUUUCAUUAUUAUAUUUAACAAAUGAGUCAAUUGAUUUUUAAAGUAGUUUUUCCCUUAAAGUUGAUUCUAUUGUUGGCUUAUGGAUAUUUUAAGGAAUUAUUUGUGUAUUUUACCAUUUCUUGCAUCGGUUUCUCGCUUAGGGAUGUUCGAUAUUUUAUUAUUUUACUAAUAUUCAUUCGAGCUUGUUCUAAUCAAUUUCCUAUUUGUUUGGAUUGUUAAUAUUCAUUUGACAUACAACUUAGAACUUACUAUUGUACUUGUUUUGCACUUGUUAUUGUCAUCAGUAUUUGUUUAUUUACUAUUCAACGUUAUGAUUAUCAGCACCAUUUCCAUCAAACACCAAGUUAAAAUUUCGGAUCAAAUAAAUUUUCUCCUUUAUACGUAAUUUUGCUCAAAU
Molecule: messenger RNA, 3751 nt
Organism: Macrosteles quadrilineatus (aster leafhopper)
Lineage: Eukaryota; Metazoa; Arthropoda; Insecta; Hemiptera; Cicadellidae
Product: FHIP family protein AGAP011705
Exons: 17
Coding region: 289-2715 (808 amino acids)
Source: RefSeq, a predicted model, not a curated record